AUCUGGAACCGAAGGAAAGUUGCCCAUUGCCGCCCAUAUAAAUGCGUGAACUUGAUAUUCACUAACACUUUUCCGAGCACCGGUGAAUAGAGCACUUUUACUUUAAGUAAUCUCAAUCGAGAAAUGUGAUUGCACAAAAUGGUGAAAAAAGGAUUCUUUAUCUUUGCCGCUUUCGCUGCACUCGCGCUGGCUAGCGAGAUCGAAGACAACGACCAAAAGAAGAGGGGAGCUGGGAAGACGACCACCCUAAACGCCAUCCCAACAGGGGCUCAAAAGCCCGAUUAUACUUACAGUAUUUAUGCUCAAAGCCCUAGUGCACAAAGUAGCCCAACUCAAUCCUAUCAAAGUCAAGUGCCAAACUCUUUCUACCCCAGUCAAAUCGCAAGCCAGUAUUACGCUCCGUCUAACAAUGCUGAUGCACCACCAUCGCACCUUCAUACUCAAGUAUCUCCAAAUGUAAACUCACAGAUUCCACAGCACACGCAAUCUCAGUUCGUCCCUAUUAAUUUCGUCCCCAAUCCCGGCUAUCAAUCGAAAUACCAAAUUGUAUCCCCAAAGCCGAGUGGAAACGUACAGUUUGCUAUAUUACAGCAACCUGCAAUACAACCUUCGUCAAUACUGCAGUACCCUAAUACAUUUUACUCAUCAGGCCACACAAAUCAUAUCGCCCCUCAAAGUGCAAUUUUAGGUUCGCAGGGGCAUUUUAGUUUUCCUUCUUUCCAACCUUUAUCGUUAGGAGGUAGUUUCCUGCAACCGUCGAUGGUUGUUCUACCUCAAGGCCACGGGCUUUACAACAAUUUGGUGUACCCUAAUCCUACUCAAAGCUUUUAUAACUAUUACCCAUCGGCUCUGCAAGCGAAAUACAGCUAUGCGUCAGGGCCGACUGUAUCACAGUCCACAGACCAGUCUCAAAACACAAUCUCUCAGUCGGUUACAAAGGAAGACUCCACUAGCGCGCAGAGUAGUGACUAUAUAACUCCUUCGGACACCAGUUCUGGAUACAAGAACGCUUACACCAGAAGUACUUAUUCCAAAAUUUGAAGAUGCCAAAAAUUGCUUUUAGUUUAUUUGUUGUUAAUUGUUAAUCCAUUUAUUUAUUUGUUCGACGUAUUCACUAAGUUGUUGGUUUUGUGUAUAUUAACAAAUAUAUUGUUAUAAAUAUUUA
This is a messenger RNA of Bicyclus anynana (squinting bush brown), 1165 nucleotides long. RefSeq lists its product as uncharacterized. Lineage: Eukaryota; Metazoa; Arthropoda; Insecta; Lepidoptera; Nymphalidae. The transcript has 2 exons. The record is from RefSeq and is a predicted model, not a curated record. Bases 139 to 1041 code for a protein of 300 amino acids.